Molecule: messenger RNA, 675 nt
Organism: Diaporthe citri
Lineage: Eukaryota; Fungi; Ascomycota; Sordariomycetes; Diaporthales; Diaporthaceae
Exons: 2
Coding region: 1-675 (224 amino acids)
Cellular component (GO): mitochondrion
Molecular function (GO): flavin-dependent sulfhydryl oxidase activity; flavin adenine dinucleotide binding
Source: RefSeq, a predicted model, not a curated record
AUGGCACGCCGCCAGCAUCUGACCUUGACGAUCCUGCUGGUCUUCUUCGGCUUCCUCACAUUCACAUGGUUCAUGUCCUCGGGCACGCAGUCUGCCGCUGACAACUAUGCCGCCGCAAACUUCCCAGUCGACUCGACAGAGAGCCUGAAGCAGCAGCAGAACUCGGGCUGGUCCCCUGGCGAGGUCGACUUUGGGCUGGGCGACAACAUCUUGAAGGGUGGCGCCAUUGCGCCCCGGCUGGGCAACGAGACGGCCAAGCGCGAGCUCGGCCACGCCACGUGGAAGUUCCUCCACACGAUGAUGGCGCGCUUCCCCGAGAAGCCCACGCCCGACGACCAGGUCGCCCUCAAGACCUUCAUCACCCUCUUCUCGCGCCUGUACCCGUGCGGCGAGUGCGCGGGCCACUUCCAGAAGCUGAUCGCAAAGUACCCGCCCCAGGUGUCGAGCCGCAACGCCGCCGCCGGCUGGCUGUGCUUCGCCCACAACAUCGUCAACGAGAGACUCAAGAAGCCCAUCUUCGACUGCAACAAGAUCGGCGACUUCUACGACUGCGGAUGUGCCGACGAUCCCGGCAAGGCGGCCCCGGAGGAGGGCGCCGCCAAGAAGGUCGGCGGGGGCGAGGCGGAGCUCAAGGAGAGGGAGGCGGCUGAGCCUGAGGGCCACGUCGCUGCGUAA